This is a messenger RNA of Aspergillus affinis, 894 nucleotides long. RefSeq names its product RTA1 domain-containing protein. NCBI's taxonomy places the organism in Eukaryota, Fungi, Ascomycota, Eurotiomycetes, Eurotiales, Aspergillaceae. The record is from RefSeq and is a predicted model, not a curated record. The coding region runs from base 1 to 894 and encodes 297 amino acids. Gene Ontology annotation, cellular component: membrane. The transcript has 3 exons.
AUGUCCUCCACCGAAAACAUCUACUUCUACAACCCAUCCCUCGCUGCCUCCAUUCUCUUCACGAUCCUCUACUUCCUCCCCCUCCUCUACCACAUUUACAUGACCUUUCUUGUUCCCCGAGCCAACAAGUCCCACCGACCGGGCUCCUUCAUCCCAAUUCUCAUCGGCGCCCUCCUCGAAGUCGCCGGUUACGCGAUCCGAUGCGCCAGCAUCAAGCAACCCACCAACAUCCCCCUCUACGCCACCUCCGCGACAUUAAUUGUGAUCGCCCCCGUCUUCGUCUGCGCCAGUCUCUACGUCCUCACAAACCGACUGAUCCAGAGCAGCCCCGUUGGCGAAAAGCCCCGCUCCAGCUGUCUCCCCAUCUGCGUUCCAUUAUCCUGGCUUCCCCGGAUCUUCAUCACAUUGGACAUAAUUAGCUGUCUAACGCAGGGAUCUGGAAGCGGGAUCGCAUCCGCGGGGGACUGGGAAGGCGACGAGAAAGAUACGGGCGUGGGCGUGCUGAUCGGCGGACUGGUGUUGCAACUCGUUACGUUUAGUGGGUUUUUGGUCAUCGUGGGAUCGUUUCACGGUGGGAUGAAGGUGCAAGGCAAGGAGGUGGAUGGGGGAGUGAGGAUGAUGUUGAAGGGGGUUUAUAUUGCGGGCUUCUUUAUCAUGGUCCGGUCUAUUUACCGGGUUGUUGAAUUCGCUAUGGGCAUCGAUGCUUAUGCGUUCAAUCAUGAAUGGCCGCUGUAUGUGCUCGAGGCCGUACCGAUGGUGACAGGAGAAAUGAUGUGGAAACGGAUAGAAGACAGAGGAGCUGAGUUGGGUGUGGAGAUGGGUGAGAGUGAUAUUUCAGAUGCUUUGAUUGCGUUUUCAUUUCGUAGUGCGGUUGUGGGGGUUUUGGUCUGUUGA